AUGGGCGACAACAAGCGCAAGCAGCCACCGGGUGGCUCCAACGGCUCUGCCCCUAAGAAGAGCAAGGGCGGCGUUGGCUCCGGAAAGUGGAAGACACCUCACCAGCAAGCCAAGCUGGCGAAGAACGUGGCCAUUGGCAAAUCAUUAACGGUCGGUGACCGGGGGGUGUGGUUCACAUAUGCGCGCAACAUGAAGUACAAGGCGCAGAGGGAGAUUGUCGAUCUCUGUGAAGAGUACGGCGAGACCAUGUAUGGCAUCAAGCGACAGUCGGAGCCCGAUGAGGAGGACGAGGAUGCGCACCAGGACAUUGAGGCGUCCAUAGAGCAAGAGCUCAGCGACCUGAAGCCAGGCAAGCCCAAGACCGGGCAGACCUUUGUGGUGGUGCACGCCGAUGUCGAAUGCUUAAUGUUUGUGCGAAUGGCGCAACCGAUCGACCCGGUCGAGUUUGUGCGUAAAAUAUGCCAGGACGCACGCGACUGCAAGGAUGUAAUGAGCAGGAAGACAAAGUACGUCAACAGGUUGACGCCUAUCACGGACAUGGCCAAGGCUACGGAAAAGGGCCUUGUGCAGCUGGCGACAACGGUCAUGGCGCCGCACUUUGUGUUGAACAACGGCGGCGAGGAUCUUAGCGAGGAUCCUAGUACCGAUGCGGACGCAUCAGCCCCAGGAGGUGAGGCCGCCAACGACACGGAACCUACGACAACAAAGGCGGCAGAGCCGUCAGGUGAGGCGUUUCGCCCGACAUACGCCAUUCGUCCCAGUAUGCGAAGCCAUCUCACAUUGAAUCGCGACAUUGUCAUCAAGAGGGUGGCAGAGCUCCCUGGUUCGAGUCACAAGGUCAAUCUCACUGAGCCGGAUAAGGUCAUAUUGAUCGAUAUCUAUCAGAUGUUCUGCGGCAUGUCGGUCGUUGAUGGCGUGGAGUGGGAGAGUCUCAAGCGCUACAACGUGAACGAGCUAUAUCGCAUGGGAGCCGAGAAGAAGACGCCCGGCGCUGAUCUCCAAGCGAAGGAAGAGACCACAGCGUCGACGUAG
This is a messenger RNA of Emericellopsis cladophorae, 1032 nucleotides long. Its product is annotated as tRNA acetyltransferase-like protein. The coding region runs from base 1 to 1032 and encodes 343 amino acids. Gene Ontology annotation, molecular function: RNA binding. The transcript has 4 exons. The record is from RefSeq and is a predicted model, not a curated record. Lineage: Eukaryota; Fungi; Ascomycota; Sordariomycetes; Hypocreales; Bionectriaceae. Gene Ontology annotation, biological process: tRNA modification.